Aspergillus wentii DTO 134E9 is the source of this 1077-nucleotide messenger RNA. Its product is annotated as phosphoglycerate mutase family protein. Gene Ontology annotation, biological process: ribose phosphate biosynthetic process. Gene Ontology annotation, molecular function: sedoheptulose-bisphosphatase activity. The coding region runs from base 96 to 869 and encodes 257 amino acids. The transcript has 4 exons. The record is from RefSeq and is a predicted model, not a curated record. Lineage: Eukaryota; Fungi; Ascomycota; Eurotiomycetes; Eurotiales; Aspergillaceae.
AGAAAUUUAUGAUACUGGGCUUUCUCUCACCUGGCAUGUCAGUGCUUAGCAGUUAGAUUUUUACACUGAUUAACGACCAUCACUCGCCAAACGAGAUGUCAGCACGCAUCUUUCUGAUCCGACACGGCGAGACCGACUGGUCUCUGGGGGGCAAACACACGAGUUAUUCGGACAUUCCCCUGUCCAAGGCAGGAGAGAAGCAGGUGGAAGACACCAGAAACCUGGUUAUCGGGGAAGGCAAGCUGAUAGAUCCACGAACGAUUUCCCGGAUUUACGUCUCUGCCAAACAGCGAACUCGCCGUACAGUUGAAAUCCUCGGCCUCGGAGUCCACAACCACCAACAUUUUUACGAUCGAGCAACCCAAAGCACCCAGACGACAGCAAUUGCACCGACAAAGGGCCAGGUAGCCGAGGCCACAAUCCAGGUGACGCCCUGGCUCCAAGAAUGGGAUUACGGCGAGUACGAAGGAAUGACUAUCUCGGAUGUACAUCGCGUGCGGAACCAGCAGGGGUUGGAUAAAGAUCGACAGUGGAGUAUCUGGGAGGACGGAUGUCCUGGCGGAGAAUCCCCCCAACAAGUCUCCGACCGCCUCGAUAAUCUAAUCCACGAGAUCCGAUCCGUGAUUGAAAGCACCGCGGCCAGUUGGCCUGGGGGCCAGGUGGUGGCUCAUGCGGCCGAGGAACCCCGGGAUGUGGUGUGUAUUGGACAUGGGCAUAUUCUUGCUGGACUGGCACUUCGAUGGGCGGGACAGCCAUUGCGGAAUGGGAUGCGGUUGCUGAUGGAGCCGGGUGGAGUGGCUGUUUUGGGGUUUGAGCAUGAUGAUUUGAAGCAGCCUGCUAUUUUACUGGGACGGAGGUUGCUUAGAUAGAUGUGAUUUUAUUAUUUGAGUUAUGGAUACUAUAAUUCAGUAAAAUUUACUGAGAAUUAGAUAUGUCCAUUAAGCCUGGACAUGAAGCCGCAAGAGGCCAGUUGGCUGCGAGGAAAUGGAAUCUUUCUACUGCUCUCUGGUCGAUCUUUUCCCCCUCGCCUUGUUUUAGCUGCUUUAUUUGGUCUACCAGAUUCAGAUCUCCAAUAGG